Messenger RNA from Carya illinoinensis, 887 nucleotides. RefSeq names its product coiled-coil domain-containing protein 86. The record is from RefSeq and is a predicted model, not a curated record. Gene Ontology annotation, cellular component: nucleolus. Lineage: Eukaryota; Viridiplantae; Streptophyta; Magnoliopsida; Fagales; Juglandaceae. The transcript has a single exon. Bases 194 to 763 code for a protein of 189 amino acids.
CCUUUCUCUCCCCAAAUAUCGGUUCCCUUAAAAAAAUAAAAGAACCCCGGACUGAGAGCCCAACUUACUCACCCGACCCAAUCCCACCGGCCCUUUUUUCCAAAGACAUAUAUGCUUCCAUAUUCACCCGACUGAAUCUAAAACCCUAGAAGACUCCCCAUCUCCUGGCCAGGGUGUAGCAACUCGAUUGGUUAUGGCGUGCACGAUUGAUUUCCGGCGCCUUGACGAAGGCUUCGGCGGCAAGACCUACAAGCGAAAGCGAGAGGAAUCCAUGAAUCAGAACAAUGAAGCGUCAGCAUCCAUGGAGAUCGACGAGGAUGACAUGUGUCAACCAGCAGCGAAGAAAUCUGCAGUCGCGUCGGCGGAGGACCCGGACAAGCCGAUCUUCGGGAAGCCUACGUACGACGGAGUAAUAGCCGGGAAGGCGUCGGGGCGAAAGUGGAAGCAGGCCAGGAAGCAAAGGGCCUCCGCGGUUAAGGUGAGCCGGAAGGGCACGAGCUUUGAGGAGAGGAAGACGCAGAAGGAGAUAAAGAGGGCGUACAAGGAGAGGAUGACGGAGCUGAAGGAGGCGAUAAGGGCGAAUAAGGUGGAGAAGAGGAAGCAGAGGGAGGAGCGGGAAAAGAGGAAGCAGGAGAACAUUCUGAGGUCCGGUACGAAGCUGCAGAAGAUCACAAAUCCCAAGACCUUGAAGAAGAUCGCCAAGUCCAAGCAGAAGAAGCUCCUCAAGGUUGUUCCUGAUGAUCUGCUCAACAAAAGGAAGUAAUUGUGAAAGAUCGGUCUAUUGCUUUUUAUUGUUUUCUGUAUUUUUGGUUUGGCGUUCUCUCUUUGUAUGCUUCUUAAUUGACAGUUAAAUGCGAAAAUUAUGGAUUUUUCUUUUUGGGGGAGAA